Messenger RNA from Misgurnus anguillicaudatus (oriental weatherfish), 2105 nucleotides. Lineage: Eukaryota; Metazoa; Chordata; Actinopteri; Cypriniformes; Cobitidae. The record is from RefSeq and is a predicted model, not a curated record.
UCUGAUUAGAACUGCAGAUUGGGUUGACAGCUUUCAGAUUCCAUGGGGAACAUUUCCUGAAGACUUGAUGCAGUGCUUGGAGAGAGGGAAAAGGCCAAGCCCACGUUUACGGCGUGAAAUGAUCCGGAUUGUUGUCUCUGCAAUGAUGAACACUUGUGCAUCUCCAAGUAAACUAGAGUCUACAGAAGUUGCCAAAAAAAUUGUUGCCAAGUAUCCACAGUCCCUAAAAGAUGUCAUAGAAGGUGAGGUAGUGGGAGCAGGAUAUCACUCACUAGUCAAACAGCUACAAGCCCGUAUUGACAACGUGAAGCGGCCUUCAGCAUCAAGGAUUAAGAGGCGUAAACCGGAAACGGGUGACUCAGACACAGAUUAAAUCCCAGCUGAGCAAAGGGCAGUUGUUCAGGACACAUAUGGCUGCAUAAAGUGGAAUUUGAAGUUCAUGCCAGUCAGUGAGACAUUGGAAAGCCAACAGGAGAAGAAGGAUAAAAUGAAGAUGCUUCGUGAACAGCAUACUUUCAGUCCAGAAGAGGUAAAAGCCCUUAUGAAGUGCACUUACUACUCCCAACGUCAAGCAAUAAACACAGGAACAGAUCUCCAACACCUAAUAGAAGAAUGGCCUUUUUUAUUUGAAGAAAUUGGGAUGACUGUCCAUUUCCUAGAGCUCACAGGACUACCACUUAAGGAUACUUUUCUCAAUAGUGUAGAAAAAAAGGGAAAACGGCUUUUGAACUUUAUGACAACUGUCUGUGCAGACAAGACCAAACGGGUCUUGGAGACUGCAAUAAAGAUGAAAUUUCUGAGAGGGCCGUUGGAGGGCAGCUCAGGUGACAUCAAGGAUAUGGUGCUGCUUAUUCUCUCCUACUUCAAUGAAAAAGAGGAGCACCUCUUCCACUACGUAGAGGAGACAUGCCUGGCAAAUGAAGUCCAAGUGGAAGGCUUGCCUGUGACCCCUUGCAUCAUUGUAUGUGGAACCUGCUGCUAUGGUGCAAGGCAGUUCAUGCUCAGCAUAGACGGCAAGAUUGUGAACGACCAAAUUUCCAACUUCACCACUGCAAUCUGCUAGAUGUUUGGUAGCUACUACUGCCUGAACAUCCACUAUCCAGUAGAUCUGGGUUCCACGCUUGAGUUCCUUCAGAGGUGUUUCUUCAACAUCAACCCUGAGAGGGGCACAAAAGUUGAAACAAAGAAGAACAAGAAGCAGCUGACAGUAAACCCGAGAGUCCUCACCCUCAUCGCUGAUCUCGCUGAUCAUGAAUGGAGACAGACAAAUUAAACUGUGAUGUACAUUUUGAUUGCCUACCUUUAUUAUUUUGAAAAUGGAAAAUUCUAGUUGCAAAUUUAGAUUUUAAUGUAAGUUUUACAUUAGUGAAGUGUUACGGGUUUAAAGUAAAUUGGCAUACUGUACAUUUAAGAUAUGUUUGUGAUCGUGAUUUUUCAUAAUACAGUUUCAAGUGUAAGUGCGGAGUAAUUUUAACCCAGGUUCUUUUUUCAACAUGACAAAAGGUCGACCAGCCCUUCAAGAGACAUAUUUCGUUGGUCAGAGUUUGACUGUCUUCGGUGCUAACAGCUCAAACAGCGCUAACAUUGCAGUGCUAAGGGCGGUGCGCCAAACUAAUCAAAAUCGCAUCAUAAAACUGAUCAAUGAAAUCUGUCUCUCAAAGGGCUAGGUUGAAAUUACUCUGGACUUAUACUUUAAGUUCGUUAUUUUUGUAAUUGUACAACACAAACAGUUUGUUAAGUGUGUACCACCAGUUUGUGUUUAUUGGAUGGAACGACUGUAAAUCCUCAAAUAAUAACUAUGCAAAUGUUAGAUUAGUGUUCUCAAAGGGCUGGUCGACCUGUUUUAUGCCGAAAAAGACCCUGGGUUGAAAUUACUCCAGACUUGCACUUUAAGUUUGUUAUUUUUGUAAAUUGACAAACACAAACAGUUUGUUUAGUGUUUGCCACCAGUUUGUGUUUAUUGGAUAGAUCUACUGUGCAAAUGUUAUAUUAGUGUUCUGAAGUCAGUCUUUUCAAUUACUAUGCUGGAAUUAGAUUUUCUGAACAUUCUCCAGACUGUAACCAACAACUUUAAGAAAACUGCAAUAAAAUACUGUGAUAUAUGA